This is a messenger RNA of Cynoglossus semilaevis (tongue sole), 4591 nucleotides long. RefSeq names its product protein LCHN-like. The record is from RefSeq and is a predicted model, not a curated record. The transcript is spliced from 9 exons. Gene Ontology annotation, cellular component: cytoplasm. NCBI's taxonomy places the organism in Eukaryota, Metazoa, Chordata, Actinopteri, Pleuronectiformes, Cynoglossidae. Bases 336 to 1868 code for a protein of 510 amino acids.
ACGAAACGUAACUGUGUUCUCAGACGUUCCACAGCUUCUGGUAGUGAAGGGACAGCGACAGCGGCUGCUGGAGCAGCUUUGAAUGCAACUCGCAUUAGACGAAGGACCGUCCUCUGAGCAGCACCAAAUUUAUGAUCACACCAGACUGGGAGGAUUUCAAGCCUAUUCUAAAGAACGAAAUUCGGUACAAAUGUUUUUCACAGUUUAGGACAAUGCGGGAACUGUUUUGAGAUUCCGGAGGUUAUCCACGGAUGGAUCCUGGUGCCCGUCGGCUGAGACAUCAUUAACAAACCGCGGCGAGACUGUGAGACGAGGCGGGACCGCCGGCUGACAGGAUGGUGGAGCGGUCAGAUCGAGCUCCUUUGCUGGACUGGGAGGAGGUUCCGUCCGCGGAGAAGAACGAUGAGAGUGCAGCAGCUGCUGCUGCACCACCGGCGGCGGCAGCAGCUCACGCCAAAGACCGACUGUCGAGCCCCUCCAACGGCCGUGCCACCUCAGGAUGCUCCGCGCCGGUGUUUGGGUGGAGCAGCAGCGGUCCAGGAGGUCCCAUUCCCUCCAGGUCUGUCUCCGGCUCAGACGGCUGCAGCACCCCGCCCACGACCUCCAUCAACCCGGUGGACACAGACGAAGGGCUGCGUCCGCAUAAGCAGGAGUAUCAGCCGGAUUCGGGGAGCAGGGAGUUGUCGUCGGAAGACAGAAUGGUGAAAUGGGAAGAAAGGGACCAGAUUGUGUCGGUUUUUGUUGUGACGUUUAACACAAGAUCAGGAAACAUGCUUGAGUGGUGUCUGCCCAAAGACAUGGACCUGGAGGGAGUGGAGUUCAAAGCCAUUGCCAGCGGCUCCCACCGAGUCACCACCGAUUUCAUCUACUUCCGUAAAGGCUGCUACUUCGGCCUGGCCUGCUUUGCCAACAUGGCGGUGGAGAGCACCGUGGAAAGGGGGGCAAGGAUGAAGUCGGUGGGCAUUCUGUCUCCUUCCUACACUCUGCUGUACCGCUACAUGAGUUUCCUGGAGCACCAGGUCAGGCUCCAACUCCACAACCCGGGCCACUACUCUCCUCUGGAGGCCUUUUAUGAGGACAAGAGAGCUCUCCUGCCCCCCAGUGGGGAUGGAGUUAUUAAUGUGUGUCCUACCAUCGCCUGGGGGGCUGCAAUGAACAACGGCAUGCACCCCGAGAUGAAGAUCACACACCCGGCUGGCUGUAUGUCCCAGUUCAUUCGCUUCUUUGGUGAGCAGAUCAUGGUGCUUUGGAAACUGGCCCUGCUGCGUAGACGUAUCCUCAUCUUCUCUCCUCCUCCUGUGGGUGUGGUCUGCUACAGAGUCUACUGCUGCUGUUGCCUGGCCAACAUCUCCCUCCCUGGGGUCAGCGUUGCUCUGCCUGAGUUUCGGCCCUUCUUCUAUGUCAAUGUGGCUGACAUCAGCGCCCUGGAGAAUGAGCUCUCAUAUGUAGCAUGCACUACUGAGAAGAUCUUUGAAGAAAAGAAAGAUCUGUACGACGUGUACGUAGACAAUCAGAAUGUAAAAACCUACAGAGACGGUCUGAAGCCUCUGCUUCGCCUCAGCACUGCAGACCGGGAGAAGUAUCGGAAACUUACGGAGCAGAGGCAGAUUCUGUUGUACUCACAGGAGGAGAAUGGCGACUGUGUGUCCAGUGAGGAGGAUCUGUUUAUUCUGUUCUUCUUGGAGCAGAACAAUCGAAUCUUCCAGACCCUGGGCGAAGUGGCAGGAAGCCCCGACCCCACUCUGACACAGGAGAGCGUGAGAGCCAUGGGUCUGGAUCCUCACGGGGACCGGCUCUUUCUGCUCCACCUGUUGGAGGUCUACGGCUACGACACCCUGCUGGUGUCAGAUCAGCUCUGCUGCAGCUGAGAGGCAGCUGUCUGCUUCUGGGAUCACUGCUGAUUUUCAACAAGGAGUGGCCUGCCUUGCCUUGAGCCAAUUCCACCUGCUGCACCACUGGCUGCGUGGAGUCUCCAGGACUGUGUGGAGCUCCUUAACGUCUCUGGUAUUUUUUUUUUGUUUUUAAUUGUACAUUCCCCCGAUCUGAUCCAGCGUGGUUCUUGUCCUUUUUAAGGUAAUGGCAAGACCAACGGUAAGAGUGAACACCAAGCCUUUUACUAUAUAAGUAUGAAACAAAUGAGAACUGAAGGAAAUAUGCAACUUUCUACCAAAAGUAGGAUUUCAUGAGGGACUUAAAAGCACUCAGAUGCGUCAUUUUAAUGAGCUGGAGCUAAAUAGUUUGGACACUUUUGGUGAAAUAAUUAAUGAGAGAGUGACGGCCUUUCUGUAAAUAUCUCCUCCCUUGUGAGUAGAGUCUGUUGGAAUAAGGAUGCAUUAUGUGAAAUGGGGCGUGAUUGUUUUUCUUUCUUCUUUUUUUUUUUUUGCUGUGUUGUAUUCCUAGUAUCAGAUGCUGCAUUCAAACAUCUCAUUCUGUAUCAAAAUCAGGGCCAAAAAUAACUUUAAACAGGUCUUUACCUUUGUCGCUUAGAUGUACGUCUGUAACUGCUGCUGUUUAGUCAGACAACGACCAGGAUUUGGCUCAUCUCAUUUUCACACUGUCUGUGCUGAAACCAAAUAGAACAUCAUCUAUGUGUGACCAACAGGCAGACACAAGGAAUGACGUGCACUCACUUCAUCCACAUGCAUUUAACAGAAGACAUUUCAAACAUGCAAUCUUGUGUGGACGUGAACAAGACUAAAUGAUAUUCAAAUUUAGACGUGGGCCUGAUGUUGGCAAACGCUCAAACCAGGCCAGUUUAUAUUUCUACUGCCUUAUUUAAACAUGGGAUCACAGGUUUAUUUGCAUUUGGGAAAGGGAGUGUCAGACUGAAGCCAUGGAACUUUAAGUAUGAAAUAACCAGACCGACCAAAAUAAUGAUGCUAAUGAUUGAGAUGAGAGUUAUUUUAUAUCCUCAAUUUUUGAUUCAGUUAUUAUCACAUUAAAUGUUUUAUUUUUUGGUCAUAAACGUAUGUAUUCAGCAAAUGAAAAACAACAUCAAACAAAGACAAAAAAAUAAUUAAGCGUUUUCAUCGAUGAUUAUUGACGUUUCAAUCAAACAGUAUUCAUUUGACCACCGGGGGGUAUCAAAGGUUACUUACACAAAUUUGUACACUAUCAAAAAUGUACAAGGUAAAGGUGACGUUAAGUGGAUGUUUUCUUUAUAAGUUCGUUUUCGUUAUUAUUACACCACCCUUCGAUGUCCUAAAGGAUUUACAUUCACGGGAACUUGAAUGUCUUACGGAUUAGCUCUACUGCUACCUUCAAUGCUACAUUGGUACUCCAAUUUAAAAAAACGUCAUUUCCGGGAUUUAUAUACUCACCGAAAACACAUAAAUAAUACAUUUUAAACUCUCCUCCCAAUGCCAUUUUUAGUAAUUAAACCCGCCGUGUGCAUUGACAGUUCAAUGUUGUCUUUUAAUAGAACACUUUGGCUCAAUGUGAGGCGAAGAGACGGCCGUUUGUUUUUUUUCAUCCGGCCUGUAGAAAUCCAAUGAAAGCCCGCCCACUCACAAAACUGGUUGGACCUACUGGAAAAACCAGCCAAUCAUGUUUUGUCUUUUACACCUGCGUGCACGCUACCUCUACCUGUCCCACGUGCGCGUUCUUGUUUGCUCGUUUUUGAUUCGAGGAUAUGUUAAUUAUUUUGCUGGCGUUAACUGCCGUCAUCUUCGACAACAUCCGGGACACUUAAUGUCUGUAUAAAUAACAAACUGCAUCCGUGAUGAAGAAAACGAAAUGACGUUAAUAAAAAAAGAAAAACAGCAAACGUUCAAUACAUCCUGACUUGCUACCGUAGAGAGGACGAAAAUGUACAUGAAAAGCAGAUAUUUCAAUUAUUUAAAUAAUUUAAAAAUAUUGCAGCUUUUAAAAUACUGUACUUAGAACAUAUGAAAUAAUAGAGUUCAGGGAGAAGAUUUAAAAACUACGCCAUAUUUUUUUCCAACCAUUUUUAGUGGAAUAGAACAACCACAAGACGGGUCAGGUUCUGUUGGUAAAAAGGUAUAAAUGUGAAGUUUAUGAUCGAAGUCGUUUCUUCGCAAUUCCACAAUAUAUAAUUACAUUUCAAUUGUGCAAUAAUUAUUUUGACCACAAGGAGGACAUAAGGCUUUAAAUUACAGCGAAUUGUAUUUUUGCUGGAGUAAAGGAAGAAAGAAAACUUUACCGUUACGUUAUAGGUCAUUUAUGAAAUGUUUAAAUGUUUUUUUUAAUUACCCCAUUUGAAACAGGUAUAAGUAAAUUCCUAUAUCAUUUUAUUUUAGUAAUUGAUUAAAUAUUGUUUUAAUGUUUAUGUAUCAGUGUAAAUAUUUAAUGCUGUAUUCAUAUGUGCAAAUACUGGAUCUGAUGAUUUGUUUUUUUAAAAGGAAUUGUUCUGUUUUCAAUGCCAGUCCCUGAAAUCCAUAAGACAUGUUCACUUCUGUAUCUUGAAAUACUUUUUCAUCUCAUUUCACACAGCACCUUCCACAUGUACAGAGUGCACACUCUUGUAGUUGAAAAUGUAGUCAAACACACGUUUUAAAAAAAACAACUUUCACUUUUAUUUAUUUUACUGUAACUCAUUUCUGAAAUAAAGUGCACAGCCACUUUGGAGAAA